UGAAAGAAGCAUGUCAGUUUUAUUCAUAUCCACGCGCUCCAGUUGUGUCUUUGACAUUACCCACCCGCCUUUAUUUAAUUCAGGUUCGAAAUUAAAGAAGAAAAUUUCCGGUUUCAGGAGAAAAGAUGUAAAGUAAAUCUCAGCCUACAAUAAAAGUAUCCACACACAAAAAAAGACAAAACAAAAACUGUUGAGUUCUUCUAUCGCGUUUGAAAGUUACGAUUCCGAACCUGACUAAUGCUGUGACUGUGAGUCUGUAUAAAAAAAAUAAAGUUGCCCUCCCAAUAUUUUUGGAACUUGCCGCCCCUGAUCUCUGAUGGUAAAGAACAAAACGUACUUUCAUAUUUGUUUCCUAAAUUCCAAAAAAAAACGGAUCCACCCCAGUGAUCUUCCAGUUAGUACCGUCGCCAUAUCAAUUCCAACUGACCGAACACAGACUGAAUCUUCAGUACAGUCUCAUCUUCGCCGGCAGCCAGUUCAGUUAUCAGUCCAAUUUAUCAACGCACAGAUGGAAGUUCGUGUGAGACGUUUAUUGUUGCUGCUGGUGAUAUGCUCUCAACUGACGAUCGGUAAUUUGGUGAAGCAUAAUCGUUUGAUGAAACAGGAACGAAUCAAAAAUUAUGAACCUACAUGGGCCAGUUUGGAUUCGAGACCGCUGCCGAAGUGGUAUGACGAUGCAAAAAUCGGAAUUUUCAUUCACUGGGGAGUCUACGCCGUUCCCAGCUACGGUUCCGAGUGGUUCUGGAUCAAUUGGAAAGGUUACAAGUACGAGGCCUACGUGAACUACAUGGCAAACAAUUACAAACCGGAUUUUACCUAUCAGGAUUUUGCGAGUGACUUCACUGCGGAAUUGUUCAACGCCACCGAAUGGGCAGAGCUGUUUGCCCAGUCCGGGGCCCGGUACGUAGUUCUGACGAGCAAACAUCACGAGGGAUACACUUUGUGGCCAUCGAAGUACACCUACAGUUGGAAUUCGGUUGACGUCGGUCCACAUCGGGACAUAAUCGGUGAGCUUUCGAGUGCCAUCCGAAAGAACUCGAAUCUGACCUUCGGAGUUUACUAUUCGCUGUUCGAAUGGUUCAAUCGGCUUUAUCACGACGAUAAGCUGCACGCUUUUCUCAAGCAUGACUACGUCGACAGCAAAGUUUGGCCGGAGCUGAAAGAGUUGAUCAACACGUACAAACCGGAAGUACUGUGGAGUGAUGGCGAUUGGGAGGCACCGGACGGUUACUGGAAAGCGAAGGAAUUCUUCACCUGGCUGUACAAUGAAUCCCCCGUCAAGGACACCGUGGUGACCAACGAUCGCUGGGGAAUCGGAACGCUGUGUUUACACGGAGAUUUCUACACUUGCUCCGAUCGUUACAAUCCAGGAGUUCUCCAGCCGCACAAAUGGGAAAACGCAAUGACAAUCGAUAAGAUGAGCUGGGGGCACCGGCAGAAUGCAAAACUGGAAGAUUUUAUGAGCUCUUCGGAGCUGAUUGCCGAGAUUGCCAGUACAGUAAGCUGCGGGGGUAACAUUCUUAUCAAUGUGGGUCCCACCAAGUACGGGACAAUUGAUCCGAUAUUUGCCGAACGUCUGACUGAUAUGGGCCGAUGGCUCAAAACCAAUGGGGAAGCAAUCUACAAGUCCAAACCUUGGUCCUACCAGAAUGACACCUUGACCGCCGAUGUUUGGUACACUACCAGGGGUCCAUCAGCUCGGCGAAGUGAUGUUGGUUUUACUACGGUUUACGCGAUGGUACUAAACUAUCCCUUUAAAACCAAUAACGUUCAGUUGGGAGCAUUCGGUGAAAUGUACAGAAAUGUGGUUACGAUUUCUAUGCUGGGCUUCAACACAAGCUUAAAGUGGAAACCAACAGAAAAGGCCAUUCAAGUGGAAUUUCCGCCCAAAAAUGAGAUCGACAGAUUGCAAUUGAAACUCGCCUGGACGUUGAAAAUAGUGCUGUCUUCAAACAAAGAGUAGACUAUGUGUGACUAUCAUCUAAAAUAUCAAUUUUGUUUAAUUGAACCAUAGUUUUCAAUAACUUAGAGAAGACCGGGGCUAAGCCGGACACCUUAAAUAUCUUAUAAACCGCAAUUAUUUCAAUCCAUGGAUUGACUUUGUAUACAUACUUUUUCAACUACAGUUAGCGGGAUGACUCUGAGUCGAUUCAGUUUGGUACUAAUCGCGUUUAUAUCAAAACGAGACCGGUUUUUACUGAAACUUUUUGUCGUGAACACGUCUUACUUUAAAAUGAAUGAAUUUUGCGCAAACUCGAACAAAUGUUGGCUGCACAUAAAAACUUCGUGACGAAAAAAAAAAACACUUCGCAUACUUUGUUUUCCCAAAAAUGAUCUAGACUGUCUUCUGAAAAGGGUCUCUAAUGUUUUCACAAAUUUUUUCAAAUGGCUGUAGUCGAAAACUGACAAAUUCUACAAAAAAGUGUUGUAAAUAUGAUUUUUACAAAAUUAAUCAAGCUUUUGAAUAAAUACAAUAAUAAUGUUUAAUACUUGGAAUAAUCCAGCGCAGCUGCACCCAUUGUAGAAGUCAUGGCCUGCUAUGUACCGAUUAUUUUGUACCUACACAGUUUGGUUUUCAGAAUUUAGUUUCAGGAUACAGGUUCGAAAGGCAAACUAAGACUCUGGAAUUGAAUCCAAAUUCUAUAUUUUGGAACUGAACCUAGUGCCGUGGUUUGAGUUCGGGAUUGGUGUCUAAAAUUCUGACUCAGGAGUUCAACUUCAGAAUUAUGCCACAAAAUUCAAGAUAUGAUUUCUAGAUCUGCAUUUUGAACCAAAAUUUUAGAUAUGAGCUCCAAACCAGAAUUUUGGAACUGACUCCUGAACCAUAAUUUAAUUCCGAAAUUCGGUUUCAGAAUUUACUUUCAGUUCAGUUUCAGAAUUCGUAUACAAAAUACAUAUCUAGAAUUUAGAUUCGGAAUUUAGAAAUGAAGAGAGGGAAAUGAAUUGAUUAAAUACUGAACUUGGGUUCUGGAACUAGACUUUGGAACUGAGUUCAGUUUAUUAAUUCAGGUUCGGAAUUCAAGUUCAGAAUUCAGUUCUAGAAUUGAAUUCGAAACCUGGAUUCUGAGAAUAAGUUCAGCUUCACAGUUCUAGAAUUGAAUUCUUGAUCUGGAUUCCCAAACUCAAUUUGGAGCCAGUCCCAGGUUCUAAAUAUAAAUCCAAAGUUAUUGCGGCCGAGCGGAUUUCGCACGGUUUUUAGAAAACAUUUUAUCACAUUUGUGAAGCAUUUGUUCAAAAAAAAAGUUUUUUCUAACUUUUUGAGCUUGAGUUUUGUGAAACCCCAAAAAAUUAAAAAGGGGCGAACGUUUCAGCAAUUAGUCGAGCUGGCCGAAUUGGUGAAUUUUCACCAUGAUAACAGUUCGGCUGAAAAGUUCGUAUCGUUUUAUAGAAACACACAUUUUUUUGCCAAAAUUCGUUUUUAUUAUUCAACAUAAUUGCCAUCAGAGGCGAUACAGCGAUUAUAGCGAUCUUCCAACUUUUCGAUACCAUUUUUGUAGUACGAUUUGUCCUUUGCCUCAAAAUAGGCCUCAGUUUCAGCGAUUACCUCUUCAUUGCUUCUAAAUUUUUUACCAGCGAGCAUUCUCUUGAGGUCUGAGAACAGAAAAAAGUCACUGGGGGCCAAAUCUGGAGAAUACGGUGGAUGAGGGAGCAAUUCGAAGCCCAAUUCGUUCAAUUUCAGCAUAGUUUUCAUCGACUUGUGACAUUGUGAUUGUGAGCUCACGCGGCACCCAUUUUGCACAAAGCUUUCUCAUAUCCAAAUAUUCGUGAAUAAUAUGUCCAACAUGUUCCUUUGAUAUUUUUAGGGUGUCAGCUAUCUCGAUCAACUUCACUUUACGGUCAUUGAAAACCAUUUUGUGAAUUUUUUCACGUUUUCAUCGGUAAAAGCCUCUUUUGGACGUCGACUUCGUUCAUCGUCUUCGGUGCUCAUAUGACCAGUACGAAAUUUUGCAAACCACUUACGAAUUGUUGCUUCGUCCGGUGCAGAGUCUGGAUAACACUCAUCAAGCCAUUUUUUGGUAUCGACGGCACUUUUUUUCAUCAAAAAGUAGUGUUUCAUCAACACACGAAAUUCCUUUUUUUCCAUUUUUUUCACAAUAACAAAAGUAGCUUCACUCAAAAUGCAAUAUCUCACAAACUAAUAAUCAGACAGCUGUCAAAUUUAUACACGUAUCUUUUGAAGGUUGGUACUAACUGAAAAUGGUAUGGAUUUAAUUCUAGUGGCGCCCUCUCAUAGAAACGAUACGAACUUUUCAGCCGAUCUGUUAAAACCAACAUUUUAUGUUCCUAAAUUAAGGGUUACAAAUCAUAUGAAUUAUUUCGUGGAAAUUAUGAAUGUUAAAAACCAUUAUAAGGGUUAGACUCUUGCGUUACGAAGCGUUACAUGCGUUGCUUUUUAGUAAGUUAUAGGCGUUACGGAGCGUUACAAAGAGUUACUUUUUUGAAAGCUAUAGACUUUACGAAGCGUUACAUGCGUUUUGUUUUGUAAGUUAUAGGCGUUACAUUCGUUACUUUUUAGUAAGUUAUGGGCGUUACGGAGCGUUACAAAGCGUUACUUUAUUAUAAAGUUAUAGGCGAAGCGUUACAUGCGUUACAUUUUUGUAUGUUAAUGGCAUUACGAAGCGAUACAUGCGUUACUUUCUAGUAAGUUAUAGACGCUGCGGAGCGUUACAAAGGGUUACUUUUUUUAAUGCUAUAGGCGUUACGAAGCGUUAUACGCGUUACUUUUUUUAAGCUAUAAACAUUAUGAAUCGUUACUUUUUUGAAAGUUGAAGACGUUCCGAAGCGUUAUUUUCUAGUAAGUUAAAGGCGUUACGGAGCGUUACUAAGCGUUACUUUAUUAUAAAAGUUAUAGGCAUUAUGAAGCGUUACAUACGUUACUUUUUUGUGAGUUAUAGGCGCUACGAAGCGUUACAUGCGUUACUUUUUGCAAGUUAUAGGCGUUACGAAGCAUUACAUGCGUUUUUUUGUUGUAAGUGAUAGGUUUUACGAAGUGUUACACGCGUUACUUUUUUGUGAAUUAUAAGCGUUAUAUGCGUUGCUUUUUUGUAAGUUCUAAGCGUUACAUGCGCUAUUUUUUGUAAAUUAUACGUGUAACGAAGCGUUACAUUUGUUUAUUUUCUGUAAGUUAUGACGUUACGAAGCAUUACAUGCGUUAUUUUUUCGUGAAUCAUAGGUGUUACGAAGCGUUACAUGCGUUACUUUUUUGUAAGUUGUAGACGUUAUGAAGCGUUUUCAUGCCUUACUGUUUGUUGGUCAUAGGCGUUACGAAGCGUUACAUGCGUUAUGUUUUCAUAUGUUACAGGUGUUACUAAGCGUUACAUGCGUUACUUUGUUGUAGGUUAUAGGCGUUACAAAGCGUUACAUGCGUUAUUUUUAGUAAGUUAUAGGAGUUACAAAGCGUUACAUACGUUACUUUUUUGUUAGUUUUAUGAGUCCAGAUCAGAUGUAAUUUUAAAAAAGAAAUUUUUUGAAUAAAAUCAGUUUUGGGAAAAGUUUUUAGAUUUCCGAAAUCGAAAAUUUCAUGAAACGUUGAGGUAUGGUGUAAUCUCGAAAAAAGUUUUGGAAAAGUAAAUGAUUCGGACCGAGAAUUUGAAAUCGCGUAACAUCGAAAAUCCGCGUAGAAAAAAAACCGCAAAGCUAAAGAAAUGUCAUUUUUUUUAAGCCAAAUGUCUAAGAAAUUCAUAAAACGUUAAAAUGUCUCAAUGUUUUUUGGAAGAAACGACUUUGGGAAUUUGAAAGCUUCGGAAUUUCGCGUAGAAAAAAAUCGAAAAAUUGAAGAAAUUGUUUUUGAUGCCGAAUGUCUUAGAAAUGCAUGAAACGUCCAGAU
This is a messenger RNA of Malaya genurostris, 5827 nucleotides long. RefSeq names its product putative alpha-L-fucosidase (gene Fuca). Bases 317 to 1963 code for a protein of 548 amino acids. Gene Ontology annotation, biological process: glycoside catabolic process; fucose metabolic process. Gene Ontology annotation, molecular function: alpha-L-fucosidase activity. Lineage: Eukaryota; Metazoa; Arthropoda; Insecta; Diptera; Culicidae. The transcript has 6 exons. Gene Ontology annotation, cellular component: lysosome. The record is from RefSeq and is a predicted model, not a curated record.